Molecule: messenger RNA, 1394 nt
Organism: Dermacentor silvarum
Lineage: Eukaryota; Metazoa; Arthropoda; Arachnida; Ixodida; Ixodidae
Product: clotting factor B-like
Exons: 6
Coding region: 39-854 (271 amino acids)
Biological process (GO): proteolysis
Molecular function (GO): serine-type endopeptidase activity
Source: RefSeq, a predicted model, not a curated record
AGGUGGUACUUCUGUAUUUGAAGUGAUUGACGUUGAACAUGGCAUCAAUUGUUAUCAUAGCGAGCCUGAUCCUUUUGGCUUGGACCUGUCGUUGCGACGACGCACCCUGUGGACUGAAGAGGUUCAAGCCAUUGCCAAGUGGAAAAGCACGAACCGCAGAAUGGCCUUGGAUGGCUUCAAUCAUGGAGUACAAUCAGCGAAAGUCACCUGACUAUCUCUGUGCCGGUGUUCUGAUCAGCGAGCGACAUGUCCUAACAGCGGCUCACUGCUUUGACCCGAGACCACAGAACCCGCGGCUGUACUCAGUUCAACUCGAGUCAGAGUCCACCGAAUCCGGAGUGGAGUACAACGUGUACGACGUCGAGGUGCACCCAGACUACCUGCCCGGGAGCAGCUACUAUGACCUGGCUGUGAUGACGCUGCGCCGUGACGUGGCCAACGACACCAUGCCCAUUUGUCUGCCCACCCGUACCGACGCCUACGACAACAGGCUGUCUUACGUGCUCGAAUGGUCGCCCAAGUAUUACGGAAAUAAAUCCCCCAUGGCACUGCGCGCUCGUCGGGCCCUCGUCGCAAACAACGGAGACUGCAGCGAGUUUUUCGAGAACGUGAGGGUGCGCGAGCUUCCGAGAGGCAUCAUCGCUGGCCAGAUGUGCACCGACAUCCAGGAAAUCCAAGGCGGUUGUGACCGCUACAUGGGUUCACCGAUGAUCGUGCCGGAUCGAAGUUACCGCUGGUCGGCGGUCGGAGUGGCCACGUUUGGAGAGAAAUGCGACGACCACAAUUUCCCCGGAGUGUACACCAAGGUCACACACUACUUGCCUUGGAUCCAACGCGUAAUGAAAAGCACUUAAUCGUUGCUUUCGAUCAUCACUCAACCAUCCAAAUGACUAAGUAUUCGCACCUUCUGGCCAUUAUUGCUGCAAUAAAGUUGCGGCAACAUUUGAAUCAUCCUGAGGUUGAUGAACUCAAUUGCCGACAAAUAGAUCUCGAUUAUGUGUUUCCCGCUGAAAAGUGGCCGAUGAUGAGGCUGAGGGCGAGUUUAUUUCUCUUUCUGUUGAUGCUGUAGCACGCUGCUUGAACGAUAUCAGAACCGCUGGGUACAAGGACGCAAGAGAUGGUGACACAUCGGGUCGCUGAUGUGUCGUGUCAGUGCCAUGUAACGUCAUGACUUUCUUGUGUUCUCGUCCCAUGCGUUGCUUCACUGUCAAGACUGAUCCAGCCCUGCGGAAUGCCAAGGCGAGCUAUCGCACAAGAAACCACAAGUUCACAAGAACACACCUCGACCACACAUUCUUGGGUACACGUGGUUUUUUGCGAUAAGGCUCGCCUAGACAUGAUCAACCAACAAGCUCACAUUGCUACCCUAUAGCCAUCGUGUUGCGUUUGUCAAU